Molecule: messenger RNA, 903 nt
Organism: Pisolithus orientalis
Lineage: Eukaryota; Fungi; Basidiomycota; Agaricomycetes; Boletales; Pisolithaceae
Exons: 9
Coding region: 1-903 (300 amino acids)
Source: RefSeq, a predicted model, not a curated record
AUGGGCAAAGUGAAUGGAGUCUUGUCUCAGAAGGAGAAGGUGGAGAUGGGGGCAGCCAUGGAGAAAUGUAUGGGUGGGGGAAACAGCACAGGGAUGACUGAAAGCAGAUUUUCUAAGGGUUUGAUUGUGUUGGACAUAUACCCUGAUGACAUUACUGUAGUGGGCACCAAUAUUUAUGGGAAUUACUCUGAGAAAAUGGCCCAGGUGGACCAGGAGGAUGGUUUCAUGAGUUGGGGUAGAAGAGGGAGCCUUGAUGGACCCAAUUCAUUGUUUGGCUUUGUUUACCAUGUGAUAUACCAUGUAAGCAUUAAAAUCCAAGAGAUCAAUAUGCCUCAAGAACAUGCUCAACAGGUCAUAGCAGCAACCAAACCAGGGAAUUAUGGUGCCUUUGGCACAUGCAUUCUUGAGAAAUAUAACAACCACUGGAUCACCUCUCCUAAUGCUGACUUUGUUCCUGAACCAUUUCUCUUUGAGGGGAAGACAAUCAUGCUCUGCUUCUGUCAGGAUGACUUGAUGUGGUCUUGGAUGUGGUGGAACAUGAGGAAUGUGCCAGAAGACUUUGCCUUGGAGAGAGGAUUGGGGUUCAGGGUUGGUAGGGUUCAUCUGGACAAGUGGAAGCAUUUGGAGAUCAUUUUUUCUGGGAACCAAAUACAUGAAGCUGCUGAUAUCUUUGGUCCAGAGUUCAUGAAGGCCACACUACCAUUGACUCAGCAACAAAGGGCAAGAUUCUCUGGGACCCAUAUGAGCACAAUUUCUGCUUCGAGCUGGUCACCCUGGACCAUCUUCUGGUGUCCUGUUCUCUGGUUGAAUGUGGAAUCUGAGUGGCUGGACCAAGUCCAUCAGAUCUUCCUGGGAGAUUCAGAGCUUACCAUGUUUGCUGAACCCUCCCUGGUAAAGGAUUAA